Paracoccidioides brasiliensis Pb18 is the source of this 1188-nucleotide messenger RNA. Its product is annotated as trifunctional uridine nucleosidase/nicotinamide riboside hydrolase/nicotinic acid riboside hydrolase. Gene Ontology annotation, biological process: purine nucleoside catabolic process. The record is from RefSeq and is a predicted model, not a curated record. The coding region runs from base 1 to 1188 and encodes 395 amino acids. The transcript has 5 exons. Gene Ontology annotation, molecular function: purine nucleosidase activity. Gene Ontology annotation, cellular component: cytosol.
AUGGAAGACCGAGAAAGCCCUACACAUGGGCUGUUGUCGCAUGAAGGAUGGGUAACUCCUCUUUGGUUGGAUUGCGACCCAGGACAUGAUGAUGCAUUUGCGAUUCUCUUAGCUGUCCACCAUCCCGCUCUGAAAUUGUUAGGGAUCAGUACCGUCCAUGGAAACAGCUCGCUCGAGAAUACUACGCGCAAUGCGGGAAGCAUACUAGAAGCCAUUGGCAGAUCAGACAUUCCUGUGUAUCCAGGCGUGGCAAAGCCGUUUUGCAGAGUUGCUGUCCACGCACCAGAUAUUCACGGUGAAUCAGGCCUAGAUGGUACAGAUCUACUCCCAGCACCAACGCGACCCCCGAUGAAAGACUCAAAUGCGAUCCUUGCUAUGCGAAACGCUCUUCUGGCGCAGCCUAAAAACACUGCCUGGCUAGUGGCAACUGGCACACUCACCAAUGUCGGACUUCUUUUCGCAACGUUUCCCGAAGUUGUUGAGCAUGUUCGAGGUGUCAGCAUAAUGGGCGGUGCAAUUGGUAACGGGUUUUCGGAUGCCCCUAUUUGCAAACGGAAAGGGGAGGAAGCUCGAAUUGGAAACACCACACACUGUGCGGAGUUUAAUAUCUACUGUGAUCCCGAAGCCGCGCAAUCCAUCUUUUCAUCCCCGAUUCUCGCAGCAAAAACCACCUUGAUACCUCUAGACUUAACCCACCAGGUGUUAGGUACACCCAAAGUGCAAUCCCUAAUUUUACAGACCGAACCCCAACAAGGCACGAACGGCACUUCAUCAGUCCUCCGCCAGAUCCUGUACGCUCUACUCGUCUUUUUUGCGAAUACCUAUGAAAGUGUCUUUGGUCUAGACGUCGGGCCGCCACUUCACGACCCCGUUGCUGUUGCCGUGCUCCUGUCUAACCUCAACAACCGGAGUAGUGAAAGCAAGGCUCCGGAAUUUCUCCAUUUCGAUGAUAGGGGCGGAGAGCGCUUCCUCGUCAACGUUGUCACCGAUGGACAACAUAGUUCGGACCCGGAACUUACGGGCGAGGUUGGCCGGACUCUUGCUAGCCUCCUAGAACCCGGGAAGGGCGGUGUCACUAUACCACGCGGAGUCGACGUUGAUGGAUUUUGGAAUGUCGUACUUGAUUGCUUGAGGAGGGCGGAUGAUUGGAAUGCAUUACGUGCCAAAAGAGUUCACGAAUUGAAUUGA